This is a messenger RNA of Apis florea (little honeybee), 643 nucleotides long. It is a transcript of the gene Obp4, whose product is annotated as odorant binding protein 4. NCBI's taxonomy places the organism in Eukaryota, Metazoa, Arthropoda, Insecta, Hymenoptera, Apidae. Gene Ontology annotation, molecular function: odorant binding. The record is from RefSeq and is a predicted model, not a curated record.
UAGAUCGAAACGCUGUCUAGUUAGUCGAAGAAGUUGCUCGCAUGUGCCAACUUCCUUUUUAAUCGCCUAACGCAACUAUUUUUGUGCAAACGCUUUGGAUAAUAUUUGAAGGAAAAAGGGGGGGAAAAAAAACGCAAAUAUGAAAACCACCGUCGUCUUUCUUCUCUGCAUAAUAUAUUGUGCGCUGGUUCGCGCAGACAUGAUAGAUCAAUGUUCGGAAAAAGCAGGCUUCAGUCUUUCCGAUCUGAAAAGCAUAUACGAAGGUAAGGGCGAGGAAGAAAUAAAGAAGCUUGGAUGUUUCGAAGCCUGUAUCUUCCAAAAGCUUGAUAUGAUGAACGGUAAUACUCUGAACGUGGAAAAACUUGAGUCUCGAGUGAAAGAACUGACACCCGAUGACUUUACAGGGGAUGUACACGAAAUUAUCGAGCAGUGUGUUAACCAAGCUGCAGACGACGACGAAUGCAUGGUUGCCCGAAAAUAUUCCGAUUGCGUUAUAGAACAAAUAGACUUUCUUCGUUCUAAAAUAUUACAAGAAUUAAAUGAAAAUUAAAUAACUCGAUGAUUCGAUUAUUCUCUUAAUUCGAUCGAAAUUGUAUGACGUAUUUAAAUUAGUUGGUAGAAAUAAAACGAAAUAAAACGAAAA